Molecule: messenger RNA, 330 nt
Organism: Anisakis simplex (herring worm)
Lineage: Eukaryota; Metazoa; Nematoda; Chromadorea; Rhabditida; Anisakidae
Source: the annotation of a GenBank genome assembly
AUGGGUGAUUUGACAUGGGUACCGUUAAUAGCUGAAACGUACUGGCAAAUCGGCAUGGACGAGGUGAGAGUUGGCAAUCAAGCGAUUUCCGGAUCAGUUGCAGGAAUCGUCAAUACGGGUACUUCGCUGAUUGUUGGGCCGACUGAGAGUGUUAAUAAGGUAAACGUUUGCUUGAUAACCUACGGGAAGCUAUACUAUCGUUUUAUGGAUCCGUUGUUGAUGAUAAGGAUCAACCCUCACCUCCCACCCUACCCCACUCCACCUCCAACCAUACCUGCCGCCACCUAUAGCGGCAACCCAUUCACCCGGCGUCGCAAAUUUAUCCUCUAG